GCGUGACUCCUGAUCACGUGACUGCGGCCCGUCCCCCUUGAAGUAGUGGUGUGAAAACAGCUGCUUCAGCCUGGUCUUCCUGGUCGCUCCUUCCACGCGGAGACCAUGGAGCAUCUCAAGCAGUUUGCCGUCACGCUGUGCGCCGCCGGAGCCGUCGGCUUCGUCGCCGUUGUCUUCGUCCUCAGAUGGGUUCUCCACUUCAAGGAGGGCUUGGGCUGGGAUGGAGGACUGGCCGAGUUCAACUGGCAUCCGGUGCUGGUCGUCUCGGGCUUUAUUUUCCUGCAGGGAAUAGCCAUCAUCGUCUACAGGCUUCCCUGGACCUGGAAGUGCAGUAAACUACUGAUGAAGUUCAUUCAUGCAGGCCUGCACUUGGCAGCAUUCAUUUGUGCAGUUGUCGCCAUGGUGGCAGUUUUUGACUUCCACAAUGCGGCCCAAAUUCCUAACAUGUACAGUCUGCACAGCUGGUUGGGCCUGAUAGCAGUGAUACUCUAUAGUCUGCAGAUUGUUCUUGGAGUUGGCAUGUACUUGAUACCAGCUACACCUGUGUCCUGGAGAGCAGCGUUUAUGCCCAUCCACGUCUACAGUGGUCUUCUGCUUUUCGCCAGUGUUAUAGGAGUCGCACUCAUGGGCAUCACAGAGAAGCUUAUUUUUGGCCUGAGCAAUCCCAAGUACAAAGACUCUCCACCCGAGGCGGUUUUUGUGAAUGUUUUGGGAGUCCUCCUGGUGGUUUUCGGAGCCCUUAUUCUUUGGAUUGCCACUCGAACGUCUUGGAAACGCCCCAGCGACCAGAUUUUGCAUACUCUGCAUACCGAUGGGGGAGAUCAGGACAAUGGCAAAGAUGGUCCUGGCUUAGCUGAGCUGGCUACUGGAGAAGUUAGGAGGAGGAAUAAUACAUGUGACGACCCAGAGUAACAAAAAAAAAACAUGGAGAAAAAGGGAAAAGACUAGAAAAGAUCUUAGUGAAUGUAUGAAUUUCUUUCUUUCCUCCAACUUUGUUAUGGUGUAUAAAUGCACAAAUAUCAUAGUGCACACUUUUCUAGAACAUUAAAAUGAUGAACUUUUUUUCUUGUUUUUAGGAAAAGAUGUCAAUUUUUUACAUGUCCUGUAUACCACAGAUUCUUUCCCUGCAGUUUUUUAUACAUUAAUAAAUUUUUACUGUUUAUAUCUA
This is a messenger RNA of Oryzias latipes (Japanese medaka), 1168 nucleotides long. RefSeq names its product cytochrome b reductase 1 (gene cybrd1). NCBI's taxonomy places the organism in Eukaryota, Metazoa, Chordata, Actinopteri, Beloniformes, Adrianichthyidae. Gene Ontology annotation, cellular component: lysosomal membrane. The record is from RefSeq and is a predicted model, not a curated record. Gene Ontology annotation, molecular function: oxidoreductase activity.